AAGUCAUAUCAGGGAAAGGCUGUCCAAAGCACGGAGCCUACUUUGGGAGGCUAAGGAACAAACACUUUUCAAUGGUCAUUUUGUGAUCGCUGCAUUUCCUGUAGGUUUGCGUUUAAGUGUUUCUAUCAGAUAUUUUUAUUUUCUUCGGAGGAGUGUUGUUUUAGAGGAAUACAAGGCAAACAAAUUGCAUUAAACGCUUCCAAAGCCGGGAAACUUGGAUGAAAAACCAGCAGAACAGAACAUCACUGUGAAGAGGAUGAGAGAAACCGACCAGCGUCACUUGAAUGGGUGAUAAUGCGGGAUCACACGUCUGCUGCGAACGUGGAGGAACGGCUGAGGCAGUCUCAGAUGGAGUUGCAGUGGAUCCAGAGACAGCUGGCUAUCAUCGGUGCCAGAAACAAACACAAUCAUCACCUACUCGCCAAGUGCAAGAGUAGAUAUGAGGUUACAUCCCAGCAAGCUACGGGACACUUGGUCCACAAUGUGAGCCGCUUCCGCCUGCUGGAGGAGAGAAACAGAGCUCUCAGGCUUGAGGUUGCCACGCUACGACAAGAGAAACAGCAGUAUAGGAAACUGAGAGCAAAGCUCCAUGCUGCCUUGCAGGAGAAAAAUCGUCUGAACCUCGAGCUGAUCACACACCACCUGAAGACGUCCAAGUAUGACCAGGUGCGAUCAGACUGUGACCAGCUGAGACAGACCUUAGCUGCAGUGAGCCAGGAGAGAGACGUGGCCCAGCAGCAGAGGAGCCAACUCCAAGGCAGAGUGGAGAACCUGGAGCAUGUUCUGAAGCAUAUGCAUGAGGCUGUGGAGCUGAAGCAGCAGCUGCAGAUAGAGCAUGAGCAAGCCUUGGUGGCCCUCCACAUCAAGCAGAAGGAGAUCAAUCAACUGCAAAAGGUCAAGGUUUGUGACCUGGAGCAGAGAUGCAGGUCACAGAGUGAACACUUCCAUCAGCUGUCCAACGAGCUGCUGAAUUUCCGUUUGCAAUCAGAUACUGCGUACAUCCCUAAAAUAAACCCUGAUUCCAGAUUCCAGAUCCCUCUGUCAGCAGAGAAAAAAGUCAGCCUUGGAUUUGAAGCCCAGACAAAGACAGGCGAUGAGAGCGCAGCAGACCCGCCGCUACUGAUCUCCCAGUUCUUACCCCGCCAACCACAGACUGGAGACAGGAACAGACAGGACCUGCUGUCUGUCAAACCCAGCACCGUGACAACGGACCGCCCCAGCAGCCCUCGACAGCGGACCCCCUCCGAGAUGGAGGAUGAGGCCAGCCCCUCACCCAGGUCUAAGCCUCGCUACACAGGCCAGGUCCGCCUUUGCACUGCCCGAUACAGCUAUAAUCCUUAUGAUGGACCAAACGAGCACCCUGAAGCAGAACUCCCCCUUGUGGCUGGGAAGUAUCUGUACGUGUACGGAAACAUGGAUGAUGACGGCUUCUAUCAAGGGGAGCUGCUCGAUGGCCAGCGAGGACUUGUUCCUUCCAACUUUGUGGAGUUUGUCCAGGACAAGGAAAAACUAGCGAUUCAGUCCGGUGAUGGAGGGGAGGACCGGGUCUCACGGGACCAUAUGUCCCUGGCCUUGGUGGCAGUUGAUGGAGGCUCCUCCCUAGAUGGCCCUCUGGGCUCAUCUAACGCCUUGGUUCCCUGUAGCAAUGGGACAGGGGGGCCCCUGGACCCUGAGGACCUGGCGGAAGACGUUGUGCCUUAUCCCCGAAAGAUCAACCUGAUCAAGCAGCUGGCACGGAGCGUCAUUGUGGCUUGGGAGUCUCCACUCGUGCCUUUAGGCUGGGGGAACAUCUCCGGUUACAACGUGUUGGUGGACGGGGAGCUCCGGGCCAGUGUGGCAUACGGCGGCCGCACCAAGAGUCUGCUGGAGAAGCUGGACCUGGACGGCUGCGUGCACCGCGUGUCCGUGCAGAGCAUCACGGACCGCGGCCUAUCAGAUGAGCUGCGCUGCACCCUGCUGGUGGGAGCCAACGUGGUGGUGGCGCCCUGUGGCCUCCGGGUGGACGACAUCCAGCGCGACACCGCCGAGCUUUCCUGGUUGCCGAGCAACAGUAACUAUGGCCACACCGUGUUCUUGGACGGGGCGGAGCAUGCGGUGGUAAAGCCGGGAAGAUAUAGACUACGCUUCAUCAAUCUGAAGCCCCUGACAGUUUACAAAGUGUCGGUGGUGGCACAGCCACACCAGGUGCCAUGGCAACUGCCGCUGGAGCAGAGAGAGAGGAAAGAAGCCGGCGUGGAGUUCUGCACUCAGGCGGCAGGUCCAACACCAUAUUGCAGAACAGGCCCCCCCCAGCCUCCCCUUGAUGUGCAGGUGCUUUGUGGGCAGGCUCCAGGGGUCCUACAGGUACGCUGGAAGCCCCCCAUCCUCUCCCCAACUGGCACAUCUAACGGGGCCAAUGUGGUUGGUUACGCAGUGUGCACUAAAGGACAGAGGAUCGCUGAGGUGUUGUUCCCCAUGGCCGACUACGUCACUGUGGAGCUGACGAGGAUCCAGUGCCUGGAGGCGAGGGAAGUCAUCGUCAGGACGCUGUCCGUGCAGGGAGAAUCCCAGGACUCCCAAGUUGCCGUCAUUCCAAACAAUCUCCUCGUGCCUCCACCUGCGAUACCCCUGCCCCCGCCAAUGCACCCCCACGCAGGCCCCCCGCCACACCCCCACCCUCAACCUCAACCCCACCUCCAAUCCCCUCACCAUCCUCACGCACCACACCAACUCCCCGGUCAACCCCAGGCACAAGGACAACAGCUCCCACCUCACCCUCAACCCCAUCCCAGGCACCCCCACCCAGGCGGACCCCAGCAGCCCCAGCUUCGUCCGCCACAUCCUCAGCCCCUACACCUUCAGCCCCGCCUCCCCCACCAAGGUCCCAGGCCCCAGCACCAACUGCCUCUGCUACCCCACCCUCAUCACCACCCUAUACCUCAGAGACCAGUAUGUGCCAGAGACCUGGAUGCCAAAGAGCACGCCGCCCACCAAGGGGGGGCCUUCCCACCGGGCCAGCCGGGCUGGGACCCCUCUCGCUCUCCCUCCUCCCAGCCUCCCGGGCCCAUGCAAGGCCACACUCUUGAGGCCCCUCCCUCUGCUAAUCUACGCUCCCCCUCCCCCCAGAGGAUCCUCCCUCAGCCCAGAGGCACGCUCAUCCCGGACACCGUGGCCAAAGCCAUCGCACGAGAGGCAGCGCAGAGGGUGGCAGCAGAGAGCGGCAAGGGCGACAGGAGGCAGGUCAGAUACGGAGAGCAGGGUCGUACGUUUCACCAGCAUCACUCUGACGAGGAAGAGGAGGAUGAGGAAGGGUUUGCACGUGGCCGCCGGAGAGGACCCUCAGUGGAUGAGUUCCUCAGAGGCUCGGAGCUUGGGAGGCCGCCUCACUAUAGUCACAAUGAAGAUUAUCACAGCGAGAGCAGCCGGGGCUCUGACCUGUCUGACAUCAUGGAAGAGGAUGAGGAGGAGCUGUACUCUGAGAUGCAGCUGGAAGAGGGACGUCGACGCAACUCGCACAACACACCCAAGAACAACACUUCUGGAGGCCGCCAUGACCGAGACGGGAGAAGAGUUCACCACGGUGGCUCGCAGCCUCAGAGACGACCUCUGAUGGUCCCGUCCAUUGAGGUAACCUCUGAGAAUAACAGUGAGGGAAACCCCGUCACCGAGGAUGUUUAUGGCAGAGUAGCUCGGCACAAGACGCGGUCGUCCCGCAGGCAAACGGGCGGCACCAGGUCUCCCCAUGAUGGAUACAGGGAUCGGGAUCGGGAUCGCCGCUCCCCCACAUACUACGAUGAGUCGGAGCCGGAGGAGUCCUUCCGGAUCUUCGUGGCCCUCUUUGACUACGACCCUCUGUCCAUGUCCCCAAACCCAGACGCAGCUGACGAGGAGCUGCCCUUCAAAGAGGGGCAGAUCAUUAGGGUGUACGGUGAUAAAGACACAGAUGGGUUCUACAGGGCAGAGGUGAGGGGCCGGAUGGGGCUGAUCCCCUGUAACAUGGUGUCAGAGAUCAGAGCUGAGGACGAGGAGACCAUGGACCAGCUCAUCAAACAGGGCUUCCUGCCCCUCAGCACCCCCGUGGACAGAUUAGAGCAACACAGAAGAGGCCUCCGUCGAGAUCAGGCCUCCCGGAGGAUGGUGGCUCUGUACGACUAUGACCCCCGAGAAAGCUCCCCUAAUGUUGAUGUCGAGACUGAGCUGACCUUCUGUGCUGGUGACAUCAUGGCUGUGUUUGGAGAUAUUGAUGAAGACGGAUUCUAUUAUGGUGAGAUCAACGGCCACCGCGGUCUGGUUCCCUCUAACUUCCUGGAAGAAGUGCCUGAUGACGUGGAAGUGUAUCUGACCGACACCCCGUCCCACCACCCCCAGGAAGAGCCUGCCAACCGGCCCCCCGCCAACUCUGCGGCCAGUGUCUCAGAGGGCAAACGGGUCACCACAGAAACCACCGACACGGUCGACAACGGCGCCACGCCUGUCCGAGCACCGUCCCCCAUCGCUCGGCCCCUCCUCCCAGGCACCAUGAGACCCCUCAGCCCUGCGAGGGGCCCCCGCCUCCCUCUGGAGCCCCGGGACCCCCGGGAUGAGGACAUGGCGAACAAGAAGAAGAAAGGACUCCUCUCCAAGGGGAAAAAGCUCCUGAAGAGACUCUCUCCUGUGAAAUAAGAAGGAAGAGCGAACACAAGCCGGGCUCUGUAUAUUGCAUCCAUGCAAUCAACUCUGAUCCAACAGCACAUGACAGAGAGGAUGGACUGUGAGCCUAUUUUAAUAUAACAAGUGAUACAAUUAUUCAUGUACGGAUACAAAUCAAGUAAAUUAUGUACAGUGCAGUGCCAAAAUCAAGAGAGGUCGCCUGCAGACACAAAAACAUAUUACUGUGAUGUAUUUUAAAUCAACGGAUGACUUAAAAAAACAAAAAAACUAGGAUUUUCAUGACAUGUUUUUUCUUUAUUGUAAACCAAUUUCUUUCAAGCAGGGUAGCUGUGAAAACCAAGCAUCUGGUUACAUCUCAGUUUCUUUCUUUUCGAGGCAAACAAAAACAUUUAUGUGGAGUAUUGAUGUUGCCACUUCAAGGAAACAGAGACCAUACUCCUCCAAGAAAAACAAAAAAAAGACUACACUGUUAUCGAGGCAUUCUGUGAAGUAAUGCCGGCUGCUAACACAAAGGCUUUAUUCAGUGCAAUAUCAUAGAGAGGCGGUAGCAUAAUGUGGGAGGAAUUGAAUUGUUUCUACCUGUGGUUUCAGCAGAGGGGAGUUUUUCUGUGAUGAAAGGCAUUUUUUUCUAACAAGUAUAUCAGAUUGGCAACAGGGCAUUACACGUCAGAGACACCGGGUGGCUCAGUUGUCUCAGUGGCCUUUAUGAAAACAAUAUGAGCGUGACAUUCCUCGUUUGAUUCACACCAGGGUUUUUUUUGUUUCAUGACUUGUCUUCUCUGAGAGUUAAAUAAGAGCAGAAGUGUUUGUUGUCCUCGCUGUCAAACUGUCAUGAAACGCCUAGUUCUAAAGACUACAUUUUGUGUCUGUCUUCCUAUUGCACAAAGGUGGUUUUUGAUUGGUUAAAGAUGUGUUGUGUGCCUGUGUGUGCGAGUAUGUGAGGCCGUUCAUGUUUUGCACCGCUCAUGUUUCAUGUUCACUUUUCAUUUAUUUUCUGGAGAGGAGAGGUCAUGCAUUCAUUGGUCCUGUGAUUUAGUGAUGUGCUGCUACCUCCAUUGCCUGUGCACUGUUCAGUUUUGAUGUCUCAUGUUGAUAUAGCCGGCAAAGUUAAAGAGGAAUCUAGAAUGAUUUAACAUUUUGUAUCUGGUAACCAUUAUUCUCUACAUGACUUUUACUCACAGAACAUAAGGAGUAUAUAUUAUAGGGAUUGUGGUAAAGAACACAUUUUAUUCCUAUGAUCUUGGAUAAUUUACCUACUUAUGAAAUAAGCACAUGCACUCAAACUCUGGAGACUGCCGAGUUUCAUUUAUUUAGAAAGAAGCAAACCUAUUUGGAUAAUCCCACAAGAUUUGCACCGAGAAAUGUCAUCAGGUCAGUCAAAAGCACUAAACAUUCUGCAGACUGUCACACUGACUGCCUACCAUUGCUGUUUCUCAUAUAUUGUCAAUUCAAAAAGCUCCAACAUUUGUCUCAAUUACAAGAUAGAUGACGCUGCAUCAAGUGAGAACAAUACUGACAUUUUAAUUAAGGUCGAUUACUGAAACUGAGUGACAGCAUUUAUUAUUAAAUAGUUUUUGACUUGAUUUGAAUUCAACAUUGCCAGACAAACAACUUUUUAAUAGUUUUUGCUGGUUUUCACUAAAUUGCAAAGCCUUCAGUUUGGAAAUCAAAUAAAGUUUUGAUUAGUCGCUCCAAAAUGCGACGAAAAACAACACUGAACUUUAAUAUCAUUUAAACUAUAAUGCAAACAUGAUGGACACACUGAUUUCAUAUCUAAGUCCCAGCAAAUUAUUCAAACAUAUUUAUCUGGGACCUGAACACAACCCAAAUCCCUCAGUUUGUUCUUACUUUAGAGGAUUAUUGUGUGUGUGUGUAAAUUAUACAAGAUUAUAGAAAUAAUGCAACUUGGAUUACUGAAAGAAUUCCAACAUUAUGUGUGUUGUGGUGCUCUAACUGGAGGGAUAGUAUGUCGUAUAGCUUUAAUAAAUUGAAAACGUCUAUCUCUGCUUAGUUUUUAUAAUAUAUCAGAUUAAUCUUCAGUUUUCCUCAUGUCGAGUUGCUUCUUUCUCCUCAUUAUUUAUUCAUAUUGUUGAUUAAAGGCAAUGACAAGUGAGGGUUUUGCCAAAAUGGAAUGUAAGAAAGGUUUGGCUGGUUGUGUUUAUUUUCUCAUCAUAAAGUUACACACUUCGUCAACAUGGUGUCCCAAUACCAAAAUCAUUCACUCGUGAAUGGGUGUAGUGACUCUGAACGCUGUAGCUCUUUUGUACUUUUAAUCCAUUUGUAGAUAAUUUCUUAAUGUUUCUACUUGAUUUUACGACAGCCUUUUUGUUAGUGCACUGAGAGUUCCUCUCCCUGUAACAGACUGCGAGCAUUCUCCAUAGUGCCCUUUUAAUCAGAUGUAUCGGUCCACCGUAUGUGCUUGCUUUGUGAAUCAAAGGUUCAAAAAAGAAAAAAAAAAGGCUAAGAGAAAUCAUUGGACAGUAUUUAUGGUGAUUCAUUAUGUGUGGGUGUGCAUGUGAAAAAAUUCAACUUUUAUAACCAAAUUAAAUUUGAUAUUUUUUAGAAAUGCCUUGUCCACAUUCAUUCGUGUGUGUCUUGUUUUCACUGGAGGGGACAGGCCAGACGAUGUGUUUAAGACAGCAGGAAAUAUUGUGCGCUUCUGACCCUUUAAAAACAAAUGUUAGUAGGCGACACGAAUAUCCAUGUUCUCUGGGGACCUACUGGAGUUACACAUCAGUCUUUUUAUGGACUGGACAAUUCUGAAAGUGAAAAGCAAAAUUGUAUUUGAAUAACUUUGUCUAUUUGGGUCUUUAGAUAUCUCCUUAGUUGACCAAAGAACGCAUCAAAUAAUGCCUCACUCGCUUAUUUGAACAAAAACAUUUCCGAGAACUUGUAAAACAAAUAUUAAUCAUCUUCAUGUCAGUCUUCAACUUUGUCUUAUAUUUGUUUACCCUGUAUACAAAUAAAUACCAG
This is a messenger RNA of Eleginops maclovinus (Patagonian blennie), 7602 nucleotides long. It is a transcript of the gene rimbp2a, whose product is annotated as RIMS binding protein 2a. The transcript has 24 exons. Bases 295 to 4641 code for a protein of 1448 amino acids. NCBI's taxonomy places the organism in Eukaryota, Metazoa, Chordata, Actinopteri, Perciformes, Eleginopidae. The record is from RefSeq and is a predicted model, not a curated record. Gene Ontology annotation, biological process: neuromuscular synaptic transmission. Gene Ontology annotation, molecular function: protein binding.